UGUAUUUUAGUUGAAGUUUAAAGCUAUCUUGAAAAUUGUAACCAUAUGGAGGUUAUCUCAGUCCUGCAAGGUCAUUUGGAGGUAAAAAGAAGAAAAAAUCAAAAAAGUAUCCAUUUACUGUCAUAAUAAUCCAGUCUGUUCCACUUCAAGGCUGACGAUGCUCCUCAUGGAGAACACUGUUUGCUCACACACAUUCUCGUCUUUUGGACCAUUGAAAAAGUAAAUGUCCAAAGUUCACAGUUUCACUUUUUUUCUGUUAAUUGUUAAACAUGAAUGCCACUGGAAUAGUCAUGGAUUUACACUCCCUCUAUAAAUGGCUGUACUGUCUACCAACUACACCUUUAUCACCCCGUCUGGAUUUAAACUACUGCUUUAGAAAUGACCACAGCUGGAAGGGUCAUUAAAUGCAAGGCGGCGGUUGCAUGGGAGUACGGAAAGCCUCUGGUGACUGAGGAGAUUGAAGUGGCCCCUCCUGAGGCCAAUGAGGUUCGCAUCAAGAUUGUGGCGACUGCAGUGUGCCAUACAGACCUGUACCACCUGUUUGAAGGGAUGGAAACUGAACUAUUUCCCACAAUCCUUGGACAUGAGGCAGCUGGCAUUGUGGAAAGUGUCGGUUCUGGUGUCACUGAAUUUCAUCCAGGAGACAAAGUUAUUCCUCUGUUCAUCAACCAGUGCCGAGAAUGUCGCUUCUGUAAAAGUCCUAAGACCAACCACUGUGAGAAAGGGGAAAAUGGUGGACACGCUAAGUUAGCAUUUGAAAAGUCAAGAAUCACCUGUAAGGGGAAGAAGUUGAUGCCAUUCAUGGCGAUAGGCUCCUUCUCUGAGUACAUCCUGAUGAAUCAGACUGCUGUGGCUAAGAUCGAUCCGGCUGCUCCUUUGGACAAAGUCUGCCUCAUUGGUUGUGCGAUAAGCACCGGUUUUGGAGCUGCAGUCAACACUGCUAAGGUUGAAGCGGGCUCCACGUGUGCAGUCUUUGGUCUGGGAGCUGUGGGUUUGGCUGCAGUCAUGGGAUGCAAGUUUGCAGGAGCUGAACGAAUUAUAGCUGUUGACAUCAACCCUAAAAAGGCUGAGAAGGCCAAAGUGUUUGGUGCUACGGACUUUGUCAACCCCAAAGAUCAAAACAAACCCAUCAGUGAAGUCCUGGCUGAGAUGACCAGUGGAGGAGUGGACUAUUCCUUUGAAUGCGUUGGGAAUGUAGAAGUGAUGCGCAGCGCCCUGGAGAGCAGCAGUGCAGCAUGGGGCGUCAGCGUAAUCGUUGGAUGGACAGACCGAUAUGACUUUGCAGCUCGACCCAUUCAGCUGAUUUCUGGACGGACAUGGAAAGGCAGUCUGUUUGGAGGGUUUAAAGGUAAAGACGGCGUGUCUGAGAUGGUCCGAGCUUACCUGCAGAAGAAGAUCAAAGUGGAUGAGUUCAUCACUCACACCAAGACUUUGCCACAAAUCAAUGAAGCCAUAGAGCUGAUGAAGAGCGGGCAAAGCAUCCGGACAGUUCUGAAUGUUUCCUCUGAUUAACUGCCCUAUAUCUUUAAACGGUUCGUAAGAAGUGAGACCCUUUAUUUCAAAUGAUUGUAAAUUCAAAAACAUAUCUGAUCAAAAUAAAUAAUUGAACUGA
This is a messenger RNA of Oryzias melastigma (Indian medaka), 1612 nucleotides long. Its product is annotated as alcohol dehydrogenase 1. The record is from RefSeq and is a predicted model, not a curated record. Gene Ontology annotation, biological process: formaldehyde catabolic process. Lineage: Eukaryota; Metazoa; Chordata; Actinopteri; Beloniformes; Adrianichthyidae. Bases 379 to 1512 code for a protein of 377 amino acids. Gene Ontology annotation, molecular function: zinc ion binding; S-(hydroxymethyl)glutathione dehydrogenase [NAD(P)+] activity. Gene Ontology annotation, cellular component: cytosol. The transcript is spliced from 9 exons.